GCCUGGGCGGCCUGCGCUUGCGCAGUGCCCCGACAACUUCCCGAGUGUGCUGGCAACUUCCGGUUUGGUUUCCCCGCCUCCUGCGAGGCUAAAGCUGUUGGGGCUCGUCUGUGGCCGCGGUGGGGUGGAGGGGGCAGGGCGUGGUGGGGUGAGGUGAGUGCCGAGUGGGGUUCCCUGGAGCCAUGGCCUGCUCCAUUGUCCAGUUCUGCUACUUCCAGGACCUCCAGGCCGCCCGGGACUUCCUCUUCCCUCACCUGCGGGAGGAGAUCCCCGCCGGCGCCGUGCGGAGGGACCCCAGUAAAUCAACAAAACUGGGAAGAUGAUGGUUGGGAGCAUGGGAAGAAACAGAACCCCAAGAACCUGAAGAAGAAGGAAAUACAUGCAAAACACAAAAAACUUCCUGGCUCCAAGAUUGUGUUUUAUCCCUGUCUCCAACCAAUGAUCUUAUGGUCAUAGCUCGGGAGCAAAAAGCUGUAUUUCUAGUGCCAAAAUGGAAAUAUAGUGAUAAAGGAAAGGAAGAAAUGCAAUUUGCUGUUGGUUGGAGUGGUUCUUUAAAUGUUGAAGAAGGGGAAUGUGUAACCAGUGCUUUAUGUAUCCCACUAGCAAGCCAAAAGAGGAGUUCUACUGGACGUCCCGACUGGACCUGCAUCGUGGUGGGUUUUACUUCAGGUUACGUACGCUUCUACACUGAGAAUGGUGUGCUCUUGCUUGCACAGCUUUUGAAUGAGGACGCAGUUCUUCAGCUUAAAUGCAGAACCUAUGAAAUCCCACGACAUCCUGGCGUGACUGAGCAGAAUGAAGAGUUGAGUAUCCUAUAUCCAGCUGCCAUUGUGACUAUUGAUGGAUUUAGCCUUUUUCAGUCCCUUCGUGCUUGUCGAAAUCAGGUAGCAAAAGCUGCAGCAUCAGGCAAUGAGAAUAUACAACCACCACCAUUAGCUUAUAAGAAAUGGGGUCUACAAGAUAUUGAUGCCAUAAUUGAUCAUGCUAGUGUUGGUAUUAUGACUCUGUCCCCCUUUGAUCAAAUGAAGACUGCUUCCAAUAUAGGUGGAUUUAACGCGGCAAUUAAAAACAGUCCACCUGCCAUGUCUCAGUAUAUCACUGUAGGAUCCAAUCCAUUUACUGGCUUCUUCUACGCUUUAGAGGGAAGCACACAACCAUUAUUAUCUCAUGUUGCACUAGCAGUUGCAAGUAAACUCACUUCUGCUUUAUUUAAUGCUGCCAGUGGUUGGCUUGGUUGGAAAAGUAAGCAUGAAGAAGAAGCUGUUCAAAAGCAGAAGCCUAAGGUUGAACCAGCUACCCCAUUAGCUGUAAGAUUUGGACUUCCAGAUUCUAGACGCCAUGGUGAAAGCAUAUGUCUGUCUCCCUGUAACACACUGGCAGCAGUAACAGAUGAUUUCGGCAGAGUUAUUUUAUUGGAUGUAGCUAGAGGAAUUGCAAUACGCAUGUGGAAAGGGUACCGAGGUGCACAAAUUGGAUGGAUUCAAAUUGUAGAGGACCUCCAUGAAAGAGUACCAGAAAAGGUGGAUUUUUCCCCUUUUGGAAAUACUCAGGGCCCAAGUCGAGUAGCUCAGUUCCUUGUGAUCUAUGCGCCAAGAAGGGGAAUAUUAGAAGUGUGGAGCACACAGCAGGGCCCUAGAGUAGGAGCUUUCAAUGUGGGGAAGCACUGCAGGCUACUGUAUCCUGGAUAUAAAAUAAUGGGCUUGAAUAACGUUACCAGUCAGAGUUGGCAGCCACAGACCUACCAGAUCUGUCUUGUUGAUCCCGUGUCUGGAAGUGUGAAAACAGUGAAUGUUCCUUUCCACUUAGCACUGAGUGACAAGAAGAGUGAACGAGCCAAGGACAUGCACUUAGUGAAGAAACUGGCAGCCUUACUGAAAACAAAAUCUCCCAAUCUUGAUUUGGUUGAAACAGAAAUAAAGGAAUUAAUUCUUGAUAUUAAAUACCCUGCAACCAAAAAACAAGCUUUGGAAAGCAUUUUGGCAAGUAAACGUUUACCAUUUUCCUGUCUUAGAAACAUCACUCAGACUUUAAUGGACACUUUAAAAAAUCAAGAGCUUGAGGCUGUUGAUGAAGGAUUGCUACAGUUUUGUGCCAAUAAACUGAGAUUGCUGCAUCUUUAUGAGUCUGUCAGUCAAUUAAAUUCUGUUGAUUUUCAUUCAGACACACCAUUCUCUGAUGAUGACUUGGCUGUGUUACUAAGGCUCAAUGAAAAAGAACUGCUUAAGCUCCAAGCAUUAUUAGAGAAAUAUAAACAGGAGAACUUCAGGACUAAUGUUCGAUUUUCUGAUGAUAAAGAUGGUGUGUUGCCUGUAAAAACAUUCCUAGAAUAUUUAGAAUAUGAGAAAGAUGUGCUCAACAUAAAGAAGAUAAGUGAAGAGGAAUAUGUGGCUUUAGGCAGUUUCUUUUUUUGGAAGUGUUUGCAUGGAGAAAGCUCCACUGAGGAUAUGUGUCACACUUUGGAGUCUGCUGGACUUAGCCCUCAGCUGUUGUUGUCUCUGCUCCUGAGUGUUUGGCUUUCUAAGGAAAAAGAUAUUUUGGAUAAACCACAGUCUGUCUGCUGUCUUCAUACAAUGCUGUCCCUCUUGAGCAAGAUGAAAGUGGCCAUCGAUGAGACCUGGGACUCCCAGUCUGUGUCCCCUUGGUGGCAGCAGAUGCGCACGGCCUGUAUUCAGUCUGAGAACAAUGGCGCUGCCCUAUUGUCUGCACAUGUUGGGCAUUCUGUUGCUGCACAGAUAUCGAACAACAUGACAGAGAAAAAGUUUUCCCAAACAGUUUUGGGUGCUGAGUCAGAGGCCCUCACUGAUUCGUGGGAAGCCCUUUCUCUUGACACUGAAUACUGGAAACUCCUGCUGAAACAACUGGAGGAUUGUCUCAUACUUCAGACUCUGCUUCACAGCAAAGGGAAUACUCGAACCUCCAAAGUGUCGUCACUACAGGCUGAGCCACUUCCAAGGCUUUCUGUUAAAAAGUUAUUAGAAGGAGGAAAAGGUGGCAUUGCAGACAGUGUAGCCAAGUGGAUAUUUAAACAAGACUUCAGCCCUGAAAUAUUAAAACUGGCUAAUAAACAAAGAGAUGUUGAAAACCCAGAUGAACCCAAAGAAGGUAUUAACAGAGGUUUCCUUGAGGUAUCAGAGGUGGAGAUGGACUUAGGAGCCAUACCAGACUUGCUGCAUUUAGCCUAUGAGCAGUUUCCUUGUAGCCUUGAGCUAGACGUGCUACACGCACAUUGCUGCUGGGAGUAUGUUGUUCAAUGGAAUAAAGAUCCAGAGGAAGCACGUUUUUUUGUUAGGUCAAUAGAACAUUUGAAGCAUAUUCUUAAUGCACAUAUUCAGAAUGGCAUUGCGUUGAUGAUGUGGAAUACGUUCUUAGUUAAACGUUUUUCUGCUGCUACAUACUUAAUGGAUAAGGUUGGAAAAGCACCAAAGGAUAGGCUAUGCCGAAGGGAUGUGGGAAUGAGUGACACAGCAAUGACAUCUUUCCUUGGCUCCUGCUUGGAUCUUCUUCAGACUCUAAUGGAGGCAGAUGUUAGCAGGGAUGAAAUGCAGCUGCCUGUCCUGGACACUGAGGACGCUUGGCUCUCUGUGGAAGGACCGAUCUCAAUAGUGGAACUGGCCCUGGAACAGAAACACAUCCACUACCCGCUGGUGGAGCACCAUUCCAUCCUGUGCUCCAUCUUGUACGCAGUCAUGAGGUUUUCCCUGAAGUCUGUGAAGCCACUUUCACUUUUUGACAGUAAGGGAAAAAAUGCAUUCUUCAAAGACCUAACUUCAAUUCAGUUAUUACCUAGUGGGGAAAUGGAUCCAAAUUUUGUUUCUGUCCGACAACAGUUCUUAUUGAAAGUUGUCAGUGCAGCUGUCCAGGCACAACAUUCAGUCAGGAAGGACAAAGAUCCCUCACAAGAGGCCACUCCUUUCGGGAAAGACCAAGACUGGCCAGUUCUAGCUGUGGAUUUGGCCCAUCACCUUCAAGUCAGCGAGGAUGUCAUCAGACGGCAUUAUGUGGGGGAACUCUACAACUAUGGAGUUGACCACUUAGCAGAAGAGGCCAUUCUACAGGUCCAUGACAAAGAGGUCCUUGCCUCUCAGCUGCUCGUGCUGACGGGGCAAAGGCUGGCGCACGCGCUUCUCCGCACGCAGACAAAAGAAGGAAUGGAGUUGCUGGCCAGACUCUCGCCCACACUGUGCACCUGGCUGAAAGCAAUGGAUCCCCAGGAUCUCCAAAACACGGAAGUGCCAAUUGCAACAACAGCAAAACUAGUAAAUAAAGUAAUUGAGCUUUUACCAGAAAAACACGGGCAGUACAGUCUAGCCUUACACCUCAUUGAAGCUGUGGAAGCCAUCUCCAUUCCUUCUUUAUGACACUCAUCCGCUGGCAAUAGUCUAAAACUGUGUGAUUACAACACGAAUUAGUGCAUGGUUAUUUUACAUAGUAAGAUCUGGAAUUUUAUGGAGAGUAUGUCUUUUUUUUCUUUUGUAAAAAAAAUUUAAAUAUAUGUAACUUUUAGAAAGUACAAUCCUGGCUAAACUUCACUUUGGUUUACUGAAGAUAAAAUAGAAACAAAUCAAUUAUACUACAAUUAAUACAGAUGUUUUACUGUUUAUUUCUAAUUCAAACACUAAAGUAGCUUUACUGUUAAACUUUGCUAUUUAAAAUUAUGUUCUUAUUAUAGGAUUCUAUAUUUCACAUCUAAAAUGUUAUUGUUGUAAUUAAAUAUAAAUGUGUUCAUGUACAGUCCCCAUCAGUAGAGUUAGAGAUACAUCCCACUGUUUUAAUAAAUGUUAUGAAAAUGCUUUUGUUAUCAUGCUUGAAACCCCAUACUGGGCUGCCACCCGGGAGUUCUGAAUGCUGGAAGGUUCCUUUCCCAGAGGUUCUGCUGUUGCCAUCAGAGGAGGAUGGCCUUGCUUGAGGAGGAAGAAUGGGUUCAGGAUCAUCCUAUUCAUUGGAAGGGACACUCAAUAGAACCCUUAAUCUGUUGUACUUGCCAAAAUGGAGAAUCUGAGAUGCAAACGAUGCAGCAAAUUAAUUAUCAUGUAAGUUAUGAUUUGCUUCUUGCCAAGUUGCAAAGUUGUACCCAUAUCAGGUAAUUGUAAAAAUGUAUUAUCUUGUAAAACUUAUGUAAAAAAAAAAGGCAAAGAUACUAAAAAUUUUUAAGUCCAACUUUAUUUUUCCUACAAGUGUUUAGAAAUGUCUACUUCUGGGAUUUGGUAAUGUUUUCUGUCCUUUGGAACAGUACAGAAAAAAUGCUUAGUGGUAUUAAAGCUUUAGCAAACCUACCUCACAGCUGGGUUGAGAGGAUAAAAUACAACUAAUUUUGUACCCUAUAGUGCCUAGAGCAGUCCAAGUGCUAAAUAAAUAUUUAUUGAUUAAAACCAAACUGUAGCCACUCGGGAGGCUGAGGUGGGAGGAUUGCUUGAGCCCAGGAGUUUAAGGCCAACCUUGGCAAUACAGUGAGACCCUUAUCU
Microcebus murinus (gray mouse lemur) is the source of this 5462-nucleotide messenger RNA. It is a transcript of the gene RAB3GAP2, whose product is annotated as RAB3 GTPase activating non-catalytic protein subunit 2. Lineage: Eukaryota; Metazoa; Chordata; Mammalia; Primates; Cheirogaleidae. The record is from RefSeq and is a predicted model, not a curated record. Gene Ontology annotation, biological process: regulation of GTPase activity.